UUUAUUCUUUAAUUUCUUCGUCUUCUUAGAAAAAGGAAGAAGAAGAAGAGAAGAGAAAAUGCCAGAAAUGGACGGUUCGUCAAGACCCCCACAAAUCUCCGAGAUGUUUCAGAAAUUCGCUCUCGCAUUCAAAGCCAAGACCUUCGAAUUCUUCGCCGACGAAGAAGAAUCCGCCGACGCCGACGGAUUCUCCCUCCUCGACUCCGCCGAGGAAGUCAUCACCGACCAGAAAGUCGUCGUCAUCAAACCGGACUCCACUUACACCAAUUUCUCUUCCCCACAAAAACCGUUAAUUACACCCACAAAACCCAAUUUCAUCGAUACACAGAAGAAGAAAAACGACGAAUUCGCGAAACCCAUAAAUACCCACCUUACCCAGACCCUGUUUUCCUCCAUUUUUGCCACGGUUUCCUCUUUCGAAGCCUCGUACCUCCAGUUACAAACUGCCCAUGUCCCGUUUGUUGAAGAAAACAUAAAAUCCGCCGAUCGAGCUCUGGUUUCUCACCUCCAGAGACUCUCCGAAUUCAAGAGAUUUUACUUGGAAAACUGCAGAAAUUCCGAUAAUUCCGACAAGGAUUUGCCAAUUGGGUCGUGUUUGGAGGCUCAAGUGGAGGAGAAUCAGAGCAAGCUUCGCACGCUCGGGACUUUCUCGGACCGGCUUCAACAAGAGAUGGAUCAGAAGGACAACGAAGUUGCGGCGCUGAAGAAGAAGUUGGAGGAGAUUCAGAGGCAGACUUCCAAGUUUUCGAAACGAUUAUCGGGUGAUUUGAACUCGUCUUGCGAGGUUUUGCUCUCUGUUAAAGUGUUUGAUUCUGUUUUGCAUGAUGCUUGUAGAUUAACGCGUAAGUUUACUAAGAUUUUGAUUGAGUUGAUGAGAGGAGUUGGGUGGGAUUUGGAUUUAGCUGCUAAUUUGGUUCAUCCCGAUGUUGGGUAUGCCAAGAAAGGACAUACUAGAUUUGCGUUUUUGUCAUAUGUUUGCCUGGGAAUGUUUAGAAACUUUGAUUCAAAAUUCUUUGGAUUGGUUGAGGAUGGAAGUUUGUGUAAUGGGCAUGCUUCGGAUUCCGAUAAGAGAAGUUUUUCAUUGAGGCAAUUGCUCGAACAUGCAUCGAGCAAUCCUAUGGAGGUGUUGAGUAGGGACUGGAGCUGCGAUUUCUCGAGGUUUUGUGAGAGCAAGUAUCAAGAGAUUAUCCAUCCAACAAUGGAGUCCUCGAUUUUCAGUAAUAUGGAUAGAAAAGAAGUGGUCUUGAAUUCGUGGCGGUCAUUGAGUGUGUUCUACGAGGCGUAUGUAAACAUGGCGAGCUCAGUUUGGACACUGCACAAGCUGGCCUUUUCGUUCGAUCCCGUUGUUGAGAUCUUUCGAGUGGAAAGGGGCGUGGAUUUUUCGAUGGUGUACAUGGAAGAUGUCACCAAGAGAUUGUUGUUGCCAUGUAAAUCGAGGGUAAAGGUUGGCUUCACGGUAGUACCAGGUUAAUUCGGAAGAACAGUUAUUCAGUCUCAGGUUUACUUAACGGGACUGAAAUGCACAGAGCAGUAGUAAAUUUGUGUUUUUAAUACAGUGGGAAUGGUGUUAUAAGCUAAGCUCUCCGAGGAGAUUAAAGUCGGCGGAUUUAAGUGAAAAAGAAUGCAUCGAUUAGCAAUCUCAAGAAUGGAAGUAUCUGAUAUAUGCCCUUUAGAUUCGGGGCCUGCUUUCCUUGUUAUAUAAUACGUAUAGAUGUCUUAUGGUUUCUGGUUUGUGAAUUUGGCUUUUUUGUUUCAUAUGGCCUUUUUUCCUGCUAAAUCUUGUGUAGAGUUAACUGUAUAGAACUCUUCUCUUUUGGGUUUAUCUAACACAAAUACGCCCCCAAAAUAGUGUAUGCUAAUUAGUGUUUUAACAGAUGACAAUAGUGUUUUUGACUCUCUCAUGUUGUUGUUUAACUAUGAUGAGUUAUGAGUGAUAUUUUAGUUGGUCAUGUUUUCUUGAAUCAUAUGGGUGAAGGAAGAAUGUUGUAUUUCCGUCUUCAGUGUUAAAAGAUAACUCUUUUUUUUUUUUUAUGCAUUAGUCUGCUAUUGCUUGGAUUAGAUGUAC
Molecule: messenger RNA, 2065 nt
Organism: Morus notabilis
Lineage: Eukaryota; Viridiplantae; Streptophyta; Magnoliopsida; Rosales; Moraceae
Product: protein GRAVITROPIC IN THE LIGHT 1
Biological process (GO): negative gravitropism; response to red or far red light
Source: RefSeq, a predicted model, not a curated record